CGCGCGGUGACCACCAGCCGCGAACACAUGAAAAAGCCGAAUCUCGUGGAAAAUACAAAGACCCGCCACCACGGGUAACAGAGCUCGAAAUUCUCUCUGCUCUGCUCCAAACCCCUUCUCUCUGAAACCGAACAACACAAACCCUAACGCCUCCGCACAUGGCCUCCUCGCUCCUCCAAUCUUCUUCCUCUUCUCUCUUCGCCGCCAAUCUUCCAACCUUAGGUCUCGUUGACCAUUCCCGCGCUCGAAUCUCCCUGCUUCCCACUGUGAAAUGUGAUAUGUCGGAAUCGUCGAAUUUAGUGAACGGGAAACCGAUCAUUCCCGUUCUUAACGAACGGACUUUGCCCAAGUUCAUGGAAUCUGCCAGGUCGGAGAAAACCGUCAGGAACAGUAACAGGUUGAAAUUGUUCUCCGGCACCGCUAAUCCUGCACUCUCUCAGGAAAUUGCUCGGUACAUGGGCCUGGAACUGGGAAAGAUUUCCAUCAAGCGGUUUGCUGAUGGUGAAAUCUAUGUCCAAUUACAAGAGAGUGUUAGAGGUUGCAAUGUAUACCUUAUACAGCCUACCUGCCCUCCUGCAAAUGAGAAUCUCAUGGAGCUUAAAAUAAUGAUUGAUGCUUGUCGGAGAGCAUCGGCCAAAAAUAUCACUGCUGUGAUUCCGUACUUUGGAUAUGCCAGAGCAGACAGAAAGACUCAAGGGCGUGAAUCAAUUGCAGCCAAACUUGUUGCAAACCUUAUUACAAAAGCUGGGGCAGACCGUGUUCUAGCUUGUGAUCUUCAUUCAGGGCAAUCCAUGGGUUACUUUGAUAUUCCCGUUGAUCAUGUACACUGUCAACCUGUCAUCCUUGAUUAUCUUGCCAGUAAGACAAUAAGUUCAAGUGAUUUGGUGGUUGUUUCUCCUGAUGUUGGUGGUGUUGCAAGGGCACGUGCUUUUGCAAAGAAAUUAUCUGAUGCACCUUUAGCUAUUGUAGACAAAAGGCGCCAUGGACACAAUGUUGCUGAGGUGAUGAACCUGAUUGGUGAUGUAAAAGGAAAAGUUGCAGUAAUGGUGGAUGAUAUGAUUGACACAGCUGGGACCAUUGCUAAAGGUGCUGCACUAUUACAUGAAGAGGGAGCCAGGGAAGUGUAUGCAUGCUGCACUCAUGCUGUUUUCAGUCCUCCAGCAAUUGAGAGGUUGUCCGGUGGCUUGUUUCAAGAGGUGAUUAUUACAAACACAAUACCUGUUGCAGAGAAGAACUAUUUCCCCCAGUUAACUAUUCUUACCGUAGCAAACCUGUUGGGUGAAACUAUUUGGCGUAUUCAUGAUGACAGUUCUGUCAGUAGUAUUUUUCAGUGAACAAUAGCAAUUUUACCUUUUACAGUUAAUUUAAUCAAUAAAUGCUGUUUUUAUUUUAAACUCA
This is a messenger RNA of Cajanus cajan (pigeon pea), 1398 nucleotides long. RefSeq names its product Phosphoribosyltransferase family protein. Gene Ontology annotation, cellular component: cytoplasm; ribose phosphate diphosphokinase complex. Lineage: Eukaryota; Viridiplantae; Streptophyta; Magnoliopsida; Fabales; Fabaceae. Gene Ontology annotation, biological process: purine nucleotide biosynthetic process; 5-phosphoribose 1-diphosphate biosynthetic process; ribonucleoside monophosphate biosynthetic process. The record is from RefSeq and is a predicted model, not a curated record. Gene Ontology annotation, molecular function: ribose phosphate diphosphokinase activity; magnesium ion binding.